CUCGCCAAGCACGCCAGAAAAUCCACAUCUCACGAACAAGCUGGGGCAAAGACAUGGGCAUCGCAUCAAGAACAUGGGCGCCGACUUCGACAAUCUUGACCCCUGCGGCUGGCCUCGCCGCGUGCGCUGAUAGGACGCAAAAGGCUCAAAUAGGCUUUCUUACGUUUUUCCAAUUCUUCUAGCGCCUUGGUACGGCCUUGGGAGACGAGCUCUAUGGCGGGGACAUGCCAUCUUGCGGUCAGCGGGGGCUUUAGCUCUAUUGGCACUUGAUAAGAGCCUGGGCGCCGAGACAUUUGCUCGUGGAGAUGUCAUUUGGGGCUGCUCGACGAUAGCCAUCGCAGAAUCCUGAAUGAGAAGGUGCUAAGACUUUGCACGGGCAGGAGGGGGCAUGCCGUGAGGGGGGGAGCCUCUCGAGAGGUAAAGCAGAAAGAAAAGUGCGACAGAGGAGAAAGGAGCUGGCGGGAAAGGAAUGCAGUUGUUGAGAUGAGAGUGAGUUGCGACUGAGUAGGAGACAAAGUUAAAGCGGGCAAGUCUCUGCAGAUGUAAACACAAAAUAUGAUGGAGUUCGGUAAAGACAUGACAGAAAGAUAUUGUCUGCCUAGACCAGUCCCAACUCAGUAAAUUCGCCAGUGCCACAGUGCCAGUGCUACUACUCUGGAGUAAUUCUACCUACCAGACUCGAUCCUCCCGUACAGUUAGCUGCAUGGAGCUACACUGCACUCCUGGUAGACCCAUUCCCAAUUGCCCGUACCGCAUUCCGUACCAGGCCACAGGACAAGGCUGACCGCGCUCAAGGGUCCCUACCCUGACUCUCCGGCCUUACUCUACUUAAAGAUCAGCUCUCCCCCCGCCAUCUUUCUAUCUUCUCCCCUCAACCCCUUGCACGUAUCACCAAGUCGAUUUGGACGUGUUGUUCGCGCGUUCUCUCAAGUCGAAGUUCAGACGUUCAACGCCAACGGAUCAAUCCGUUCCUACGUCACUAGUUCGUUCUAGUCGCAGCCGCCACGAUGUCGGGAAACGUCAACACAUAUUCCUCGGAGGGCUCUCCUGAGCGAAAGUACGAAGAGAAGGCCUAUGAUCCCAAUGUCGCAGGAACAGUGGGCGACGAUGAGCCGAUCGAUAACAACCACCAUCUUCACCGUAAUCUGAGCUCUCGCCAGAUUACUAUGAUUGCAAUCGGAGGUGCUAUCGGUACUGGUCUCAUUAUCGGCACUGGAAAGGCUCUCAAACAAUCCGGUCCAGCUCCUCUCUUCAUCGGCUACACUCUCGUCGGAUUUCUCUGCUUCCUGGUCAUGGCUGCGCUUGGAGAGAUGGCCGCAUGGCUCCCACUCCCAUCUGGUUUCACUGGAUAUGCCACUCGCUUCGUCGACCCUGCUCUUGGAUUCUGUUUAGGAUGGAACUACUGGUUCAAGUACAUCAUUGUCACACCAAACAAUCUGACUGCUGCAUCGCUCGUCCUCCAGUAUUGGGUUCCGCGUGACAAGGUCAACCCAGGAGCAUUUAUCGCCAUCUUCUUGGUAGCAAUCGUCAUCAUCAAUUACUUCGGUGUCCGCUUCUUCGGAGAGUUUGAAUUCUGGCUAUCUUCGAUCAAGGUCGUUGUUAUCCUAGGCUUGAUCCUCCUCAGUUUGAUCCUUGCCUGUGGCGGAGGUCCACAUGAUGCCACUGGCUUUCAGUACUGGAAAAAUCCCGGAGCUUUCAACACAUAUGUUUUGGACGGUGCCGCUGGUAGAUUUCUCGCUACAUGGGCCACUUUUACCACUGCAGUCUUCGCGUAUCUUGGAACCGAACUUGUUGGUGUCACUGUUGGAGAAGCAUCCAACCCACGCAAAGUCAUUCCUCGUGCUAUCAAGUUGACAUUCUACCGAAUUCUCUUGUUCUACGUUGUGCUUGUCUUCCUCCUCGGCAUGCUUGUCCCAUACAACUCUAAGGAACUUAAGGAUGCAAUCGCGAAGGGAGGAAACACGGCUACCGCCUCUCCAUUCGUCGUCGCCAUUAAGCUCGCCGGUAUCAAAACCCUGCCAGGUAUCCUCAAUGCCUGCAUCAUGCUCUUCGUCUUCUCUGCCGCAAACUCCGAUCUCUACAUCGCCUCCCGAACCCUCUUCGGACUCGCUCACGAAGGCAAGGCCCCCAAGUUCUUCACUCGCACCGACAGCCGUGGUGUCCCGAUCUAUGCCUUGGGACUUUCCGUUGCCUUCUGCCUCUUGGCUUUCCUCGGUGUCAAUACCGAUUCCUACAAAGUCUUCGGCUACUUCGUCAAUCUAGUUACCAUGUUCGGUCUUCUUACCUGGAUCUCGAUUCUCAUCGCCCACAUCUGUUUCGUCAAUGCUCGCAAGGCCCAAGGUAUUCCAGACACCGCACUCGCAUAUGUUGCACCUCUCGGCAAAUGGGGCUCAGUCGGUGCUCUUGCAUUCUCGAUCCUGAUCGCCUUCUUUAAGGGUUUCGGACUCUUCUGCUGGCGCAGACUCGGUGAGAAGAAGUUCGACACCGAUACUUUCGUCACAACCUACCUUGGUAUCCCUCUCUACUUCAUCAUGUUUUUCGGGUACAAGUUCUGGCACAAGACCAAGAUCAUCAAGUCCGAGGACGUGGAUCUUUACAGUGGAAAGGCCAGGAUCGAUCGUGAGGAACAGGAGUUCCUUGCUGCAGAGAUGGAGAAGAAGGGUGGACCCGAGACCAAAGCAGAGAAGAUCUAUCGCUAUACUCUUGGAUGGGCAUUCUAGAUCUUGGAUUGGAUUGGAUGGGACAAGACAUGCUCAUGUGCUACGCUGUCGUUACAUCAAUUAAACACUGCUUUUGGAAAAUCAUAAUCUACGAGAUAAUACAUUGAGAUGUGAAGAUAUGAAUAGACAAAGCUGCUCUGCAUAAUCACUAUAUCCCUAAUCCUGAAAUGAC
Molecule: messenger RNA, 2892 nt
Organism: Cadophora gregata
Lineage: Eukaryota; Fungi; Ascomycota; Leotiomycetes; Helotiales; Ploettnerulaceae
Exons: 6
Coding region: 1008-2720 (570 amino acids)
Biological process (GO): amino acid transmembrane transport
Cellular component (GO): membrane
Molecular function (GO): amino acid transmembrane transporter activity
Source: RefSeq, a predicted model, not a curated record